Messenger RNA from Nomascus leucogenys (northern white-cheeked gibbon), 9503 nucleotides. It is a transcript of the gene PIK3C3, whose product is annotated as phosphatidylinositol 3-kinase catalytic subunit type 3. Gene Ontology annotation, cellular component: phosphatidylinositol 3-kinase complex, class III, type I; membrane; phagophore assembly site. Gene Ontology annotation, biological process: autophagy of peroxisome; phosphatidylinositol-3-phosphate biosynthetic process; autophagosome assembly. The record is from RefSeq and is a predicted model, not a curated record. Gene Ontology annotation, molecular function: 1-phosphatidylinositol-3-kinase activity. Lineage: Eukaryota; Metazoa; Chordata; Mammalia; Primates; Hylobatidae.
CUCGUGUUGUGGGGCUCGGCUGGUUCAUUUAUGUUGUUUUUCCUGUGCUGAAGUUCCCGCUGUAGGUGGUACCUUUGCAGACGGUGCGAUGGGGGAAGCAGAGAAGUUUCACUACAUCUAUAGUUGUGACCUGGAUAUCAACGUCCAGCUUAAGAUAGGAAGCUUGGAAGGGAAGAGAGAACAAAAGAGUUAUAAAGCUGUCCUAGAAGACCCAAUGUUGAAGUUUUCAGGACUAUACCAAGAGACAUGCUCUGAUCUUUAUGUUACUUGUCAAGUUUUUGCAGAAGGGAAGCCUUUGGCCUUGCCAGUGAGAACAUCCUACAAAGCAUUUAGUACAAGAUGGAACUGGAAUGAAUGGCUGAAACUACCAGUAAAAUACCCUGACCUGCCCAGGAAUGCCCAAGUGGCCCUCACCAUAUGGGAUGUGUAUGGACCCGGAAAAGCAGUGCCUGUAGGAGGAACAACGGUUUCGCUCUUUGGAAAAUACGGCAUGUUUCGCCAAGGGAUGCAUGACUUGAAAGUCUGGCCUAAUGUAGAAGCAGAUGGAUCAGAACCCACAAAAACUCCUGGCAGAACAAGUAGCACUCUCUCAGAAGAUCAGAUGAGCCGCCUUGCCAAGCUCACCAAAGCUCAUCGACAAGGACACAUGGUGAAAGUAGAUUGGCUGGAUAGAUUGACAUUUAGAGAAAUAGAAAUGAUAAAUGAGAGUGAAAAACGAAGUUCUAAUUUCAUGUACCUGAUGGUUGAAUUUCGAUGUGUCAAGUGUGAUGAUAAGGAAUAUGGUAUUGUUUAUUAUGAAAAGGACGGUGAUGAAUCAUCUCCAAUUUUAACAAGUUUUGAAUUAGUGAAAGUUCCUGACCCCCAGAUGUCUAUGGAGAAUUUAGUUGAGAGCAAACACCACAAGCUUGCCCGGAGUUUAAGAAGUGGACCUUCUGACCAUGAUCUCAAACCCAAUGCUGCCACAAGAGAUCAGUUAAAUAUUAUUGUGAGUUAUCCACCAACCAAGCAACUUACAUAUGAAGAACAAGAUCUUGUUUGGAAGUUUAGAUAUUAUCUUACGAAUCAAGAAAAAGCCUUGACAAAAUUCUUGAAAUGUGUAAAUUGGGAUCUACCUCAAGAGGCCAAACAGGCCUUGGAACUUCUGGGAAAAUGGAAGCCGAUGGAUGUAGAGGACUCCUUGGAGCUGUUAUCCUCUCAUUACACCAACCCAACUGUGAGGCGUUACGCUGUUGCCCGGUUGCGACAGGCCGAUGAUGAGGAUUUGUUGAUGUACCUAUUACAAUUGGUCCAGGCUCUCAAAUAUGAAAAUUUUGAUGAUAUAAAGAAUGGAUUGGAACCUACCAAGAAGGAUAGUCAGAGUUCAGUGUCAGAAAAUGUGUCAAAUUCUGGAAUAAAUUCUUCAGAAAUAGAUAGCUCCCAAAUUAUAACCAGCCCCCUUCCUCCAGUCUCUUCACCGCCUCCUGCAUCAAAAACAAAAGAAGUUCCAGAUGGCGAAAACCUGGAACAAGAUCUCUGUACCUUCUUGAUAUCGAGAGCCUGCAAAAACUCAACACUGGCUAAUUAUUUAUACUGGUAUGUGAUAGUGGAAUGUGAAGAUCAAGAUACUCAGCAGAGAGAUCCAAAGACCCAUGAGAUGUACUUGAACGUAAUGAGAAGAUUCAGCCAAGCAUUGUUGAAGGGUGAUAAGUCUGUCAGAGUUAUGCGUUCUUUGCUGGCUGCACAACAGACAUUUGUAGAUCGGUUGGUGCAUCUAAUGAAGGCAGUACAACGCGAAAGUGGAAAUCGUAAGAAAAAGAAUGAGAGACUACAGGCGUUGCUUGGAGAUAAUGAAAAGAUGAAUUUGUCAGAUGUGGAACUUAUCCCAUUGCCUUUAGAACCCCAAGUGAAAAUUAGAGGAAUAAUUCCGGAAACAGCUACACUGUUUAAAAGUGCCCUUAUGCCUGCACAGUUGUUUUUUAAGACAGAAGAUGGAGGCAAAUAUCCAGUUAUAUUUAAGCAUGGGGAUGAUUUACGUCAAGAUCAACUUAUUCUUCAAAUCAUUUCACUCAUGGACAAGCUGUUACGGAAAGAAAAUCUGGACUUGAAAUUGACACCUUAUAAGGUGUUAGCCACCAGUACAAAACAUGGCUUCAUGCAGUUUAUCCAGUCAGUUCCUGUGGCUGAAGUUCUUGAUACAGAGGGAAGCAUUCAGAACUUUUUUAGAAAAUAUGCACCAAGUGAGAAUGGGCCAAAUGGGAUUAGUGCUGAGGUCAUGGACACUUACGUUAAAAGCUGUGCUGGGUAUUGCGUGAUCACCUAUAUACUUGGAGUUGGAGACAGGCACCUGGAUAACCUUUUGCUAACAAAAACAGGCAAACUCUUCCACAUAGACUUUGGAUAUAUUUUGGGUCGGGAUCCGAAGCCUCUUCCUCCACCAAUGAAGCUGAAUAAAGAAAUGGUAGAAGGAAUGGGGGGCACACAGAGUGAGCAGUACCAAGAGUUCCGUAAACAGUGUUACACGGCUUUCCUCCACCUGCGAAGGUAUUCUAAUCUGAUUUUGAACUUGUUUUCCUUGAUGGUUGAUGCAAACGUUCCAGAUAUUGCACUUGAACCAGAUAAAACUGUGAAAAAGGUUCAGGAUAAAUUCCGUUUAGACCUGUCGGAUGAAGAGGCUGUGCAUUACAUGCAGAGUCUGAUUGAUGAGAGUGUCCAUGCUCUUUUUGCUGCAGUGGUGGAACAGAUUCACAAGUUUGCCCAGUACUGGAGAAAAUGAAACUGGGAUUAACCCAUCAAGAUGCUUGGCUCAAUAAGAAAACCACGUUAGGAGCAACCUGUGUAUAUUGGAGACUUCAGAGUAACCAGCAAGGAAGAGAAAACUUAAUCUUUAAGUUACCAUAUUUUCCAAAUAUUACAUGGUACCUGAGUUCUGCUUCCUUGGAUGUCAUUGCUUAAAUAUAGUCUUGAAGGGUUUGUUUUGAAAUAUUGUAUAUAUUUUUUCAAAUGUAUACAUUGUUAAUGAAUUAAGAAAUGAGAAACAUUCUUAUUUAUGUACAUGUUAUGAGAGUUCUGGAGGAAGUAAUAUGUUGAAAUAGUAAAACAUUUUAGUUUUUGAGUUUAAAAUGUUAUUUUUUCCUCUUAUAUCUUUGUAUCAGGACAGCAGUAACCUGAAUUUAGAUUGUCACAGUUUACAAGUUCAGGACAGCAGUAACCUGAAUUUAGAUUGUCACAGUUUACAAGUUUUUGUUUGUUCCUUCUUUCCUCUCUCUUCUGCCACUCACUUUUGUUUGUUGUUUGUUUUUGCCUAAUUUACAUGUUUAAAGUUCUACUUAAAAUUUUUCUUCAAGUUUUACAUGUUAUGGCUCAUUCUUCUGCAGUUCAAGAAUUGCUUAUAUUUUUAAAAGAUAGUCAUUUUCUCUUAUAAAUAAUUGAUUUUUCAUAAACUACAGUUAAUAGUUCUUCUAGCUUAUAAGUAUGUAAAGUAGAAUAUGAAAAUGUGGCUAUUUAGAUAACUGGCCAAAAGGUCAUAUGACCCCCAAUUUUAGUAUUGAGCAUAAGAUAUUUUUAUAUAUUCAUGUAAGACAAUGUAAAUUGUCUUUCUGCAAUAAGUUUUUUUGAUGCAAAUUUAGAUUUCAAAAGCUUUUUGAUGAUAUAAAGGAAUUGAGGAACAAAAACCUUUUUGAAAUAGCUCACCUAGGCCUGUUAAUGUAAUAUAUUCUUUCUGAAUUAAGCAAAAUAAUUUUUUGUCUUUUAAGACUAGAACUAAUCCCUCUAGCUUUUUUGCUGGAACUUUGGGGAAAAAGAACAAAUACAAAUAUACAAAUGGUAUGAACAAUAUAGUAAUAAUCUUUUGCAACUUAAUAUGUUACAUAGUCAUAUGGCUUGGUCUUGGAAGAAAAAGAAUUGUUUUGGUGCUGAAUAAAUACUAAAAAUCAAGUGACAGAGAAGAUGAAGGUAAAAUUGUGGCACAGUUUCGGAGAAUGCCGUUAAUGAUAACGUGUAUUUGUCUCAAAUUCUUAGCCCUGAGCUUGCCUCUUUAGAGUGGGGUUACCAGUGAGAGGGCAAGCAUGUAAUUAGGAGACACUCUAGAGGCAUAUGGAAUGUGAUUUGUAUAAAACAUACCUGCUGAUUAGAAAAACGGUAAAAAUGAAAAUACCUUUGUACAUCAUCUUAAGAGAGCUUAUAUAUAAACUAAAUGGGCAGGCUCCAUCGUCUACCUUUCUUUUUUUCUUUACAUGUUUAUGUCUUUUUCGUUGUUGGUCAGACAUUUUUAGCCCUCUGUAUGCUCAUUCUUGUAGUUAUAUUUCUAUUGCAACUUCCUCCAAAACUUUUCUCUGAAUUACCCUUGUUGAAACUGACCAUUCUUCCUUGUGAACUCCUACACUUGCAUCUCCUAUGUCAGGAUUUGGCAUACUUUUUCUUUAAUGGGCUAAGAAAAUAAGUAUCUUCAGCUUUGGGAGGCAUAUGGUCUCAAUAGCAUCAACUUAACUCUGCUAACUGGAAGGCAAAAGUGUAUCAUCUUACUCAUCUUUAUAAACUCCACAGCACUCUGCCUAGAUAGGAGCAUGUUUAUAAGGAACUCAUUAAAUAAUUUUGACACAAACAUGAAAUUCUAUAAGGGUAGACACUGACAACUAGUAAGGAAGUCGAUCAUGAGUAACUUUGUAUUCAGUGCCACCUUAACAAGAAUUGUAAAGAGGAUAAACCUUUCUAGGAAGGAUGACACAUGUUGGGUGAGGAAGGAGCAUUUCUCUGGAGGGUAAACAGUAGCUGUGGUUUUGCUGAGGGUUUUUGGCUGUGAGUGACAAGCCUAUAUCAAAAAGAAAAGUGAGUUACCAAUCACAGUUUUUAUUGCUCAAAGCAAUUCUUUACUCCUAUUUUUUCCAAAUUCCACUGUUUUUACUCUUUAGAGCUGUAUCCUCAGAAUGUUGUCUGCAUGUUUCUUUAUUGUCAUUGCCAUGUGACUUCUUUGGUGACAAGUUCAGUAAUUAUUCCAAGCACAAUGUUUGUUUUGAGUUUGAGAGAUUUAUUUGUGAGGACACAUCAUUUUAAUUAAAAAGCGUGAGUACUAUGGUCAUUGAGUUAUUCAGAGUGAGAUGAGGAGAGAGAAUGUAGAUGGCAGUUAUUGGCAGUUAUUGGGGCUAUAGGAAAAAAAGAAGAAAAGUGUGGUUAACAUUCCCAAAUAAAGGGUGAUACAGCCUUGCUUUUUGCUGGGGUUAGCAAAAAUCAUUCUCCAUAUGCUAGUUUUAGGUGUUCCCCAGCUCAUUUGUAUUAUUGAGUUUUCAGCUGGGUAUAUAUUGUUAUAAUAGCAGUCAACAUGAUGUAGGGGCUCAGUAUUACAUGUCAGGACUAUACUGAUUGCUUCAUAUGCCUUAUCUCAUUCUAUGAGAUAGAAUUGUCUCCUCAUUUUUUAGUUGAAAUGACUGAAGUUUAAAGCAAUUGAAUCAUCUGCCCAAGGAUAAGCUGCUGGUGAGAGCAGAGCUGGGAUUUGAAGUCGAGUUAGACCCCAGUGAUCACAGUCUUGACUAUUAAAUUCUUCAGCUUUCAUUUUUCACUUAGGUAAUGGUAGUGAUAGUACUGACCUCUAAUGUGUGCAUUUGUGGGUAUGUGGUCAAUUCAGCUUUAAUCCCCAGAAGACAAGGCUUAUUCCUUUUCUUAUUUUUGGUCAUGUUUUAUUUUUUCAUAGCUUUUAACAGGAUUACCAAAGGCACACUCAGUAGUCAGUAAACACUUUUCUAGGAAAGGUGUUGUGUCAUCAUGCCACAUAUUCAUACUUGCCUUCGGUUGGAAAAUAGAUCAUUCAGUAAAAACAUAAAGGUAAAAUGAAUCUUGCCAAUGCAAUUGUUAACCUACAACCAUAAUAUACCUUAAGUAUAUUUUUGCACAUAAAUAGAACAUUGCGAUUUAAAACAAUAAACCAGAUUGAGAUUCUAAGGAGCAUUUUGUAAGUAGUUACUAAUGUUUGUUUUAGAUAGAUCACACAGCUUCAAAUAAAAACUGAUAUAGAUUGAACACCUUGAGAAUAAACCUUAGUGCCAAAUGGAAAAUAAUUUUUUACGAGUAAAUUUGAAGAACAAUGUGGACUUUCUAUAAUUAUAUACAGAAAAUACACUGAUUCGCCAAAAUGAGUAAUUUUGAUAUAUUGAUAUUUCACUUAUAAGAAUGCAUACCACCUAAUCCAGGAUGGGAUCUAAGAACAGAAAAAGAACGUUAGGUAAAAAUGAAAGAAAUCUGAAUAUAGUAUAGAGUAGCUAAAAACCAAAAAAAAAAAAAAAAAAAAAAAAAAAGGAAAAACAGAAUAAGCCUCAGAAGAUAGUGAGCAUCCCAUCUGGGUGACCACUUAGAGAAGCUGAGGUGGGACCCCUGCAUCCGAUAAGUGGCUGCACUAGACCACAGGAACCAGAGUCCACUGUAAGAACUAGGGUGGGAAUGGGCAUGUCAUAACCUCCUGAGAACUCUAUUAAAUGUGCACAUUCCCAGUCCCCACUCCUGAGCAGCUAAAUCAAUCUGCAGGUGGGCCUUGUGAGUUUUCGCAGGGGAUUCCAAUGCCUGCCUGAUUUAAUCAGUACAUCAGAUGUUAAGUUUUCCUCUAGUCCAGAGAUUCAAUAGGCCAGUGUUGGGGAUCAGGGGCCAGGGCUGGGAAGGCAUAAGAACAGAAGAUACAUUUGAGGCCCUGUUACACUGGUCAUCCAACCCAACCAGGUAUCUCUUGUUAUAUGCUAACCUCAUUUUCCCUUUCUUGUCUAUAGUGGGAAAAAAUAAAUUUUAACUGGCUACAUAGCUAAAAAACCUAACAAAAAGCACUUUUCUAUAUAAUGAGCGGUUUAUAUUAAGAAUGGGUACUAUGUAAAUACUGGUAAGUGAAAGUUCAUUUUGUUCAGUGCUAUGGGCUGGUACAUUGCAUUUCAACACUAGUUUUUUACUUUUAUCUACCCUGAGGGUAGAUAACCCAUAUUCCAAAAUGCAGUAUUAUUUUCAUUUGCUGUAACAUUUUAAGAAAUAUGUAGUUUCUAAAACUUCAUAUACUUUAUAUGGAAUAUGAACAACUUUAAUAUGAAUAAAUAGUCUAAAAAAGUUUUUUGUUAGGAAAGGUUGCCACGAAAUCAUGAGCUAAGUCAAUGGUUAUUUUAAGCCACUUAAUUUUGAGACUAGUAUUUCAUACAGAAAAAGCUAAUACUGAUAUCACACGCUAAUUGUGUAUAAAACACUAGGAAUGUCAAAAUAGAACAUAAGAAAAUGAGUCUAGUGGACCCACUGCAUAGUGUAACUUUGGGAUGAAUUUAAAAGAGUAUUUAAGUCACAGUCAAUUUUCUGUUGGUCUGAUUUUACCAAAUAACUCCCUAAAUAAGGAGCCUGAUUUAUCUAAAAUAGAAGUUAACGUAGCAUCCCAGUAUUGCCAUUCUAAAACUCUGGCAUGUAAAUGGGAGAAAUGGAAAUAAGCUCAAAAUGGGUAGGGUAACCCAUUUCUGCAUGAACCGUAGAAUUUAACUAGAAUUUGGCUGGCUCAUGCCUGUAAUCCCAGCACUUUGGGAGGCCAAGUCAGGCAGAUGACUUGAGCCCAGGAGUUCGAGACCAGCCUGGACAACAUGGUGAAACCCCAUCUCUUCAAAAAUAUAUAUUUGUGUGUGUGUGUGUGUGUGUGUGCACAAAAAUUAGCUGAGUGUGGUGGUUUACGCCUGUAAGCACAGCUACCUGGGAGGCUGAGGCAGGAGGAUUGCUUGAGCCUGGGAGGCAGAGGUUGCAGUGAGCUGAGAUUGCACCAUUGCACUCCAGCCUGGGUAAUAGAGCGAGACAACUCUAUCUCAAAAAAAAGAAUUUCACUGGAAUUUAUAUCUUCAGUGUUUGCAUUAGAUUGUCACCAGCACUAUCUGCCUUGUGACUGUCAGGACUAAUCCUUGUGUCGUUUAUCUUAUGUCCUUUACCUCAGUUUAUGUCCCUCACCACAAGAAACCCAGACCUCCCUAAUCAUACCUUAUGCCCUGGUCUUACCCACAUACAGCUCAGUAUAACUGCAUCUCCCCAAACCUCAGAACUCCUUGGGCCAUCACUGUCAGAGACAUUUGAACUAGAGCAACUCCAUCUUGAAUAGGGGCUGGGUAUAAUGAAGCUGAGACCCACUGGGCUGCAUUCCCAGGAAGUUAGGCAUUCUUAGUCACAGGAUGAGAUAGGAGAUUGGCUCAAGAUAAGGUCACAAAGACCUUGCUGAUAAAACAGCCUGUGGUAAAGAAGCCAGCCAAAACCCACCAAAACCAAGAUGGGAAUGAAAGUAACCUCUGGUCGUCCUCACUGCUCAUUAUAAGUUAGUUAUAAUGCAUUGGCAUGCUAAGAGACACUCCCACCAGCACCAUGACAGUUUACAAAUGCCAUGACAACAUCAAGAAGUUACCGUAUGUGGUCUAAAAAGGGGAGGAACCCUCAGUUCUGAGAAUUUCCUUGAAAAUUCGUGAAUAAUCCACCCCUUGUUUAGCAUAUGAUCAAGAAAUAAUCAUUAAAUAGCCAACCAGCAGCUCAUGCUGCUGCUCUGCCUAUGGAGUAGCCAUUCUUUAUUCAUAAACCUGCUUUCACUUUGUGGACUCCCCCGAAUUCUUCUGCAGGAGAUCCAAGAACCCUUUCUUGGAGUCUUAAUCAGGACCCCUUUCCAGUAACUUCAGCAGGAUCUGUGAGUGCCAGUUUCCUUCUGUGGUGCAAAACUAGGUGCUAAGUACACUUUUUCCCCCCUUUCCUCUAUUUUUAAAAGAACUUUCAGCUCUUUUGAAGUGGGUACAUUGUCUGGAGUACCUACCCUGGGGUUCAUUGUCACAGGAGAAUUUAGGACACAGACACACGAGGAGUUUAGGAGAAAAGGUUUAAUAGGUAGAAGAGAAGGGAAAGAGAAACAGCUUCCUCUAUAGAUGUCUGCACUGACACCGUGACUUUAAGGCAUGGCCCACGAUGUGUCUCCGAGUGGAAAAGACUGAUGGUCUCUGAGUGGAAGAGACUGGUUGGUGGUGAAUGUGCCAAAUUUUAUAGUCCGGUUUGAGGAGGCGGUUUCUGAUUGGUUCCAUCAGGUAUGACGUUUGCAAAGUGCAUGUGGAAGGCUGGUCGCCACACCCUAAUCUUAUGCAAAUGGGCUUUCCAGUUGAUUGGGUCCAUCUUGUCUAACACGUGACUGGCAGAGAAGGGAAGAUGAAGCCACCAUCUUGAAAAUGCCUAGUCCUUAGUUUCUGCUGGCAUUCACCCAUGCAAGCUGCCAGCUUGUCUAUGUCUGCAGCUCAACUUUACAGGCUGCUCUUUGUUAGCAAAUGAUUAGGAGCUGCUUUUCAUUAAAGAAAAAAGCCUUACCGAGGACUCCCAUCCCCUUGCUAUCUGCUUAAGUGAUUUCUUCUUAACUCCUAUAUCAAUUUUACACAGCACGAAAUAAUGAUGUGUCCAUAAAUGAGCCUUUGCAAGAUUACCAUUUAUCAAAGAAAACCAGUGAUGUUUAGUUAACUGUUUGUAAUAGUAAAUGGUUAGUAGAAUGUCUAAUUCAAUAAAUGUUUCGUAAAUGA